Messenger RNA from Erigeron canadensis, 1949 nucleotides. RefSeq lists its product as uncharacterized. Bases 211 to 1743 code for a protein of 510 amino acids. NCBI's taxonomy places the organism in Eukaryota, Viridiplantae, Streptophyta, Magnoliopsida, Asterales, Asteraceae. The transcript has 4 exons. Gene Ontology annotation, molecular function: protein binding. The record is from RefSeq and is a predicted model, not a curated record.
ACCUCUUUUCCUCUAGCCAAGUGAAGUCCAUUCCGUCGUACUUCACCGGAAAACACAAAAUCCCGGCAUAAACUCCGGUGACACAUAGACCAAUAUAUAUAGGUUUGAAGGAAAGUGUGGACACUUUUCAUUAUUGGAUCUAUAAGCUUUCUAUCUUAUUAGAAUCUUGAUCAUAAUCUCAUUUUAAUUAAUUUUCUUAUUUUCUAAACUAUGAGAACUAAAAUGAUGAACAAAUAUUUUGAUGUUUCACAACAUUCUAUUCCACAUUCCCCUUGUUCUUCUUCAUGUUCACAAACACUUGCAUCAAUUGUGUCUACAAGACGUCGAGGUUUGACUCACUUAGCUCUUGCAUACCGACACGCUCAUCGGUCAGCGGUAUUUGGGACUAAGUUGACUAGCUUGGAGUCAUUGAAAAAGUCUCGACCGAUCAAACGGGCUGUUUCUGCUAGCUUAGAUGCAGAGUUUUCGGAUGCAGAAUUGUCGAAAAAGAUUCAAGAAUUGGCUCUUCAGUUUCAGGUUUCGGAGGAUGUUGAAAACAAAGACAAUCACAACAGUCUAGAAUCGUCAAACUGGCCGGGUGAUAUGAUUUCAGCGAGUAUAGAACGAAAAGCAAAUAGCGUUGAUUUGCCAUUUUCGCUACGAAUAAUAAAAAAGAAAAAACAAUGGCAAGAGGGAUUGAUAGCAGCAAGUGAAUCCGCUUAUUGUUCAGUUAAAAAAGCUUUUUCAUCAAUGGUGUUUAUAAUUCGAGAGCUACAAAGUUACACGCUCCAAAUGAGAGAAAUAUUAUAUUAUGAAGAUUUACAAGAUAUCCUUGUUCGAGUUCAACAAGAAAUGAAUGCAUCUUUCGUUUGGUUAUUCCAACAAGUGUUUUCUCAAACCCCGACUUUGAUGGUGUAUGUGAUGAUCCUUUUAGCAAAUUAUAGCGUUCAUUCGAUGUCAAACAAUUUUGCUAUAGCUGCAACCCAACCUCCCGCCACCAUGGAGUCUGUUACGGAGCGUAAAAGUGAUAACGCUCAUACUCAAUUUGAGUCUUCAGCAAUAAAAACAUUUUCCGCCAGUUCAGGUGGAAAUGGUAAGACCACCUCAAUUGGCGGAAACAAUGGGGGAGGGGGGAAGUCCCGGGCCGUUGCCAGUGGGACAGAAGGUGAUGGGAAGUUUGAUGAGACUUUUGUCUCAUCUAGCUCAAUAAUGAACCCGACCCGAACUAGUGAAGAGUCUGUUUCGGGUCGGGUUGGGAAGACGGCCCAGGACGAGGAAUUGUGGGAUUCGGUUGUGAAUGAAGCUGAUAAAAUGCAAGGUGGGUUGGAUCAUGAGACAAUGAAACAAUUUGUGUCUCCGGUGAAAGUGGAAAUUGAAGAGGAAGAUGUAGACGAUUAUUAUAAGACGGAAAUGUUAUAUCAAACCGGUUUGUCACAAGAACCCGAUAACCCCAUGCUUCUUGCCAAUUAUGCUCAGUUUCUCUACCUUGUUGCACGUGAUUAUGAUAGGGCAGAGGACUACUUCAAACGGGCUUCUAUGGUUGAACCCAAGGAUGCAGAAGCACUAAAUAAAUACGCAAGUUUUUUGUGGCAAAUACGAAAAGACUUGUGGGCUGCUGAAGAGACUUAUUUGGAAGCGAUAUCGGCUGAUCCUAACAAUUCUUAUUACGCUGCCAAUUAUGCACAUUUCUUAUGGAACACGGGCGGUGAAGACACUUGCUUCCCUCUUGAUUCGCAAGAAAAUGAUUUUUCGAGUGAAUUGUAAAUUAACCACUGUCAUUUGGAACUCGAGUUUUGCUUAGAUAUAGUUUGCAUAAGUAACGAUCUAGGCGGAAACAUGAAAGUUUUAUAGUGGUGGAGUUUGAGGAUUGAAAUCGGAAAAUUCUAAUUUUGUAUAAUUUUGCCUUCUUGACAAAAAGGUCAAAAGUUGUAAUUAGAUUUUGUUGAUAUGAAAAGUAUAAGUGAAAAUGA